Arvicanthis niloticus (Nile rat) is the source of this 1428-nucleotide messenger RNA. Its product is annotated as pregnancy-specific glycoprotein 22-like. The record is from RefSeq and is a predicted model, not a curated record. NCBI's taxonomy places the organism in Eukaryota, Metazoa, Chordata, Mammalia, Rodentia, Muridae. Gene Ontology annotation, cellular component: plasma membrane; cell surface. Gene Ontology annotation, molecular function: protein tyrosine kinase binding. Gene Ontology annotation, biological process: regulation of immune system process; signal transduction.
AUGAGGGUGACCUCGGAGCAUUGCAACAAGGAGUGUACCUUCUGGCAGAUGCUUCUGCUCACAGCCUCCUUCUUAACCUGCUGGCUUCUGCCAACCACUGCCCAAGUCACCAUCGAAUCUUUACCAUUCAAAGUGGUUGAAGGAGAAAAUGUUCUUUUACGCGUGGACAAUCUGCCAAAGAAUCUUAUAGGCUUCGCCUGGUACAGAGGGGUGAAAAAUUUGAAGUUUGGAAUUUCACUGUAUUCACUGACCUAUAGCAUAAAUGUGGAAGGGCCUACACACAGCGGUAGAGAGACAUUGUACAGCAACGGGUCCCUGUGGAUACAAAAUGUCACCAAGGAGGACACAGGAUAUUACACCUUUCGAACCAUAAGUAGACGUGGAGAAAUUAUAUCAAAUACAUCCCUCCAACUUCAUGUGUACUCCUCUCUUUACAUCUGUCAGCGUCCUUAUAAACCUACACAGCUCAUUAUUGAAUCUGUGCCACCCAGUGUUGCUGAAGGGGGAAGUGUUCUUCUCCUUGUUCACAAUCUUCCACCAUAUCUUCGAUCGCUUUUCUGGUACAAAGGGGUGAUUGUGUUUAAGAAGGUUGAGAUUGCCCGACACAGAAGAGCCAAAAAUUCAUUUGAGCCGGGCCCUGCCCACAGUGGUAGAGAAACUGUGUACAGAAAUGGAUCCCUGCUGCUCCAGAAUGUCACCUGGAAAGACACUGGUUUCUACACUCUACGAACUCUGAAUAGAUAUGGAGAUGUGGACUUAGCACAUGUGCACAUUCAGGUUGACACCUCCCUUUCCUUGUGCUGUGACCCUCUCAACUCUGCCCAGCUCAUGAUUGAUCCUGUGCCACCGCAUGCUGCUGAAGGGGAAAGUGUUCUUCUUCAUGUCCAUAAUCUCCCCAAACACCUGCAAACCUUUUCCUGGUACAAAGGAGUGUAUAGCACUCAGGCGUUUAAAAUUGCAGAAUAUAGCAUAGCGACGAAGUCCAUCAUCAGGGGCCGAGCACACAGUGGAAGAGAGACAGGGUACACCAAUGGAUCCCUGCUGCUCCAGAAUGUUGAUGAGGAAGACACGGGCUUCUACACACUAGCAGUGAUAGACAGCAACUUCAAAAUAGAAACAGCACAUGUGCAAGUCAGUGUGAACACGCUUGUGACACAGCCUGUCCUGAGAGUCACAUACAGCACAGUUAGAGUCCAGAGCUCAGUGGUUUUCAGUUGCUUCUCAGACAACACUGGGAUCUCCAUUCGUUGGCUCUUCAAUAAUAAGAGUCUGCAGCUCACAGAGAGGAUGAUGCUGUCCCCAUCAAAGUGCCAACUCAGGAUACAUAGUGUCAGGAAGGAGGAUGCUGGAGAUUAUCAAUGUGAGGCAUUCAAUCCAAUCAGCUCGAAGACCAGUCUCCCUGUCAGCCUGGCUGUGAUCAAUGAGUGA